Messenger RNA from Neoarius graeffei (lesser salmon catfish), 4946 nucleotides. It is a transcript of the gene gbp2, whose product is annotated as guanylate binding protein 2. The transcript has 11 exons. The record is from RefSeq and is a predicted model, not a curated record. Gene Ontology annotation, molecular function: GTP binding; GTPase activity. The coding region runs from base 326 to 2185 and encodes 619 amino acids. Lineage: Eukaryota; Metazoa; Chordata; Actinopteri; Siluriformes; Ariidae.
GGGGACUUUGUCAGAAAGUCUCGUUGGUGGUUUCACGUCGUCUCUGCGCCCUUAUUGCUUCUAGGCUCUUUGCUUUCUGUUUUGCCUGUUUCUUGUUAGUUUUUUUGCACUACGUUUUUUUUGUGUGUCUUUUUUCACGUUUGUUGUGCUACGUUUUUGUCUAGACUUUUUUUUAUGCUAGCGUUUUUUGCCCCUAGUUUUUUCUGGAUUGUUUUUGGUUUAUUUUGACUCCAAUUAAAUCAUUUUUUAUUUAUUGGAUUUUCUGGUCUGUGUUCUGCUUUUGGAUCCAAACUCACCACGUCUCGCCUCCCAUAACAAUUAAGCCAUGGAGGAGCCAGUAUGGCUGAUAAGCAGCGAUUCUGAAGGACAGCUCUGUGUUCUGAAGGAAGCUAAAAAGAUCCUGGAUGAGAUUACUGAACCAGUUAUUGUAGUGUCUGUAGUGGGACUCUACCGCACAGGGAAGUCUUACCUCAUGAACCGUCUAGCAGGACGACAAACGGGCUUUGCUUUGGGCAACACCAUAGAGUCAAAAACUAAAGGCAUCUGGAUGUGGUGUGUUCCACACCCCAUUAAACCAGGACACACUCUGAUGCUGUUGGACACUGAGGGACUUGGGGACGUGCACAAGGGUGAUGAAAAGCAUGACACAUGGAUCUUCUGCCUCGCUGUCUUGCUCAGCAGCACUUUGGUCUACAACAGCAUUGGAACCAUAGACAACCAUGCACUUGAGAAGCUGCACUAUGUGACAGAACUGAGUGAGAAUAUCCGGGUGAAAGCACAGACGAGUGGUGACCAUGAUGACUCAAAAGACUUCAUGCGAAUCUUCCCCUCCUUCAUCUGGACUGUGCGAGACUUCAUGCUGAAGUUGGAGAAGGAAGGCAAGGCCAUCACAUCUGAUGAAUAUCUGGAAAGUGCUUUGACACUUAAACCUGGUUCUUCCAAAACUAUUGAGAAGUUCAACCUCCCCAGGCGCUGCUUGCGUGACUAUUUUGCAGAACGGCGGUGUUUUGUAUUCCCACGGCCAGCUGGAGAUGAUGACCUGACAAGAUUGGAGGAGCUGUCUGAGAAAGAUCUUGACAAACGCUUUCUGCAGCGUGCUGAUGAGUUCUGCAGCCAUGUGUUUAACAGUACCAAACCAAAAACCUUAACAGGGGGACGGGUGCUCACCGGCAGUGCUCUGUGCAGUUUGGCAGAGGUGUAUGUGGAGGCAAUUCGUAGUGGCCGGAUUCCUUGUUUGGAGAAUGCAGUGGCGGUUUUGAGUCAGAUCCAGAAUGAUCGGGCAGUGGAACAGGGCCUGCAGGUCUACCAGUGUCAGUUUUUUGAUCUAGUGUGCUUUCCACAUGACCCAGCUGAGCUAUCAGACAUCCACAGACAAGCAGAGAUGGCAGCAGUCGACGUCUUCAUCAGGACUUCCUUCAAUGACACUGAGCAAAAAGCACAGCUGAAACUUAUGGAACAGAUCCAUAUUGUGUAUCAGGACCUGUGUGCUCAGAAUAAUGAGGAGUGUUUGAAGGUGUGUAAGCUGAAGCUGAAAGAGGUGUUUUCUCCUCUGGAGGAGGCGAUGAGUGAUGGCUCAUUUAUGCACCCUGGAGGCUACAGCAAGUACCGCAAUCAAAUCCAGAGCUCCAUAAAGAAAUACAGAGAAUGCACACACAAACAGUUGAUGAGCGAGGAAGUUUUGAGUGAGUAUCUGAAGGAGAAGGAUCAGUAUGGGAAGACUAUUCUUUUAGCUGAUCAGUGCCUCACUGAAGCAGAGCAAAACAAGGAAGUGGAGCGUUUGCAAAAGGAGCUUCUUGAGCAGAAAAACAAAUCUUUAGUAGAAAUGCAGCGGUUUCAGGAGCAGGUGUUCCAGGAUCAGCAGAGGAGCUAUGAGCAGCACGUGACCAUGCUGGUGGAAAACCUGGAGAAAGAGAGGGCAAGAGCAAAGGAGGAUAUCGAACGAGUGGUGGAUGCUAAACUUAGAGAACAAAGGGUUCUGUUGGAAGAAGGGUUUAAGGAAAAAUCGAAUCAGAUGAAUGAAGAGAUUGCAAGUCUGAAAAGAGAGGCCAGAAAUGAAGAUGAGUCAAAGCAGUCUACACUCAGUAAAGUAGUGGAUGGUUUGGGCACUGCAGCAGCUCUGGUUCUGCCCGGAUUCGUCCCUAAAGUUGUUGGUGUUGCUGCAUCAUUCUUAUCACGAUUUUUUUGAGCAUUUAAUUGCUCAAUGCUCCAGUCACUGGCUUAGCAUUUUUUAAAAGAAGUAGUUGUACGCUGGUACCCACAAUUCUGAUUAUUUGCUAAAAAUUUUAGACUAGGCAAAUUUGAAAUAAAAACAUAAAUCUAGAAUCCCAGGGUAAAAGGUGAGCAAAUCAAUGGAACAUAAGUUUAUAUCUGUCAAGUAGCAACAACUUGAAAGUGGUAAUUAUUAUUACAAAGGAAUUUAAAAUGCAGUUGUAAAUGAGGAUAUGUGUUGAAGCCUUAGGACUAUUUGUGGUCAUUUGUUUGCACUGAUAUGUUUUUUUUUUUUUGGGGGGGGUUCCCAGCAUUUUCAGGUUUUUUUUUUUUUUUAUUGUUUCACAUGCACCUGAAUUAAUGUUGCAUUUAAUCCUUUACAUUUUUUAAUAGUUCUGCAGUUGUUCCUGUAUCAAGUUAUGUAGUCUCUUCUAACAAUAAUUUGAUGAAAAUUGUUGAUGAAGCCUGAAAAAGUUACCACAGAAAUUUUGAUAAUGAGAAACUUACAUUUUAUUUGACCACAAUCUAUAGCAGGCCUGGGCAUUUUACAGCCCGCAGGCCGCAUCCGGCCCUUUGGUUCAUUCUGACCGGCCCGCGUAAGGUUAAUUAGAAAUUACAAAAUAAACGUAUUUUCUAAUUUUACCUCAUGCAUGGACUGAAUGUGCAUUGCUUUUAUUUUGAAGUUGUGUUCAACAAAAACGCAAUGCGCACGACAUGAAAAUGACAUGAAAUCCCACGAAACCUAAUCCUGUGAUAACUACUUCCGUAAUUUGUCCAGACCAACCACAAACUUGUACGUCAUCCUUCAAACAGUCCAGCCAAUCACAUAGUGUGACAUCACCAGCAGGCGCCGGAGCCGAUCUCCAGCGAAAAACACCAAAUGAGGUGAUUAAACUACAAAUGUGGGCAUCAUUAUUAUAAUAUGAUGUAUCUUGCUUGAUAUUUGGAGUAGAAAGAUAAUAUUGUGAUGUCUUUAUUGUGUUUUGGGGUGAAUGUGAUUGAAAAAAAAAAAGGUACAAACGUUCACAUUUUGUUAACCAUUGUUUUGGGAAAUUUGAUUGAAUAAAUCUCAUCUCAUCUCAUUAUCUCUAGCCGCUUUAUCCUUCUACAGGGUCGCAGGCAAGCUGGAGCCUAUCCCAGCUGACUAUGGGCGAAAGGCAGGGUACACCCUGGACAAGUCGCCAGGUCAUCACAGGGCUGACACAUAGACACAGACAACCAUUCACACUCACAUUCACACCUACGGUCAAUUUAGAGUCACCAGUUAACCUAACCUGCAUGUCUUUGGACUGUGGGGGAAACCGGAGCACCCGGAGGAAACCCACACGGACACGGGGAGAACAUGCAAACUCCACACAGAAAGGCCCUCGCCGGCCCCGGGGCUCGAACCCAGGACCUUCUUGCUGUGAGGCGACAGCGCUAACCACUACACCACUGUGCCGCCCGUGAUUGAAUAAAUGACAUAUUUUUUUUUGUAAGGCAACCUCGUUUUUUCCAUACUCUUACCAGUCUUAGCAGCUUGUAAAAACAAUGUUAUUUAUUGCUUUAUAUAAAGAAAUACAAUUAAUAUUAUGCAGAAUUUAGUUCAGCCUUUUGGUCCGGCCCUCCACAAAAUUUUCUGUUUCUCAUGUGGCCCCAUGGAAAAAAUAAUUGCCCACCCCUGAUCUAUAGUGUGUACUCCAGCAGUGUGAUAAUUCGAACAUUUAGGAUUGAAUAAAUGAUCGUAUAGCGUCAGACUUUUUUCCCCCAAUAUGUUCAAUACUCAAACCCCAUAAACUGUUUUCCAUAUUAUAGUAGCUACAUUAAAUUUCACAUUAUAGUAUCAGUAUGUCACAUGCUAGAGUUCAUUAUCAACAAUGUGAUGGGUGGGAGAAAUCAUUCUCAAAAAUGCUUGUGUGUUUGUUUCUUUUUUAAAUUGCUCAGUGCCUUUGUCACUGUUGUCUAGGCUUGUAGUACUCGAGUCCAACUCGUGCCCUAAUUUUAAGGACUCGUGACUCAACUUGGACUUGGCACUGAUGACUUGGACUCGGACUCAUGCAUUAACUGCAUUCAGACUCGUAAAUUGGAGACAAGGACUUGGAUUUUUCUUGAUUUUUUGUAACGCCAUAAUAAUUUGGCACAAGAUAUUUAUGUCUACAUUAAUUUUUCUACUAAUUUCAUGCAAGUGUGUCAAAUGUGCCUUGGCACGUGUAUCAGAUAGACUCUCGGGCGUUCUCCGGACAGUGCGCGCACCAAGCAGACUCUUGCGUGCGCGCCAUAAGCAACUCGCACCUGCACAAGAUUAAGGCGCAAUCAGCACACCCAUAUAAAAACUAUGAAAACACACUUACUUUGCGAAGUGUUGUUGCGUUGCUGACACAUUACCAAGUCUUAUUUCCUUGUCUGGUUUCCUGAUCCCUGAUUUCCUGUUUCUUGACUUUGAUUCUGCCGAGUCUACCAUAGCCUGUUUGUGCCUCGCUCGACCUAUUGCCUGUUUCACCGUUUUACAAUUUUGCCUGUCGUUCUGGGGUAGGUUUCCUGAUAAUGUUGCCCUUUAGGGCUAAAGAGAGAGCUGAGAGACUCCUCUUCAGCAACGAACAUUGUCUCUGUACAUGGUGUUCCUGAACUCACUCAUCUGAAGGAGUCUUAAUAGCAACAUUAUGAAGAGCUUCUUUGCAAUGUGCGUCACAUACUUUUGCCACUCACAGAUAUGUAAUAUUGGUUUAUUUUCCUCAAUAAAUAAAUGACCAAGAAUAAUA